AUGAGCUUUAUCCAUGGAGAUGGGCUUGAUGAUGUGAUUAUUACUGGUGAGAAUGGAACGAUUGAUGGCCAAGGUGAUGUGUGGUGGAACAUGUGGAGACUAGGAACCCUCCAAUUCACUAGACCAAAUCUUGUGGAGCUCAUGAACUCUAGAAGAAUAAUCAUCUCAAAUGUAAUUUUCAAGGACUCACCCUUUUGGAACAUCCACCCUGUGUAUUGCAGCAAUGUUGUUAUCAGAAAUGUCACCAUAUUGGCUCCAUCUGACUCUCCCAACACGGAUGGAAUUGAUCCUGAUUCAAGCUCUUAUGUGUGCAUUGAGGACUCGUACAUUUCUACGGGAGAUGACCUUGUGGCCGUGAAGAGUGGGUGGGAUGAGUAUGGGAUUGCUUAUGGUCGCCCUAGCUCUGACAUCACCAUCCGACGGGUAACAGGAUCAUCCCCAUUUGCUGGUAUUGCAGUUGGGAGUGAAACCUCUGGUGGUGUGGAGAAUGUAUUGGUUGAGAACAUAAACCUUUACAACACGGGAAUUGGCAUCCAUUUGAAGACAAACAUGGGCAGGGGAGGGGUCAUAAACAACAUUACUCUGUCUGAUGUUUAUAUGGAAAAUGUGCGGAAAGGAAUAAAGAUUGCGGGUGAUGUCGGGGACCAUCCUGAUGGCAAGUUCAACCCAAAUGCUCUCCCAGUUGUGAAGGAUGUUACAAUUAAAAAUGUAUGGGGUGAAAAGGUUCUGCAGCCAGGCUCCAUACGGGGCCUGAGGAAUGCACCUUUUACUGGAAUAUGUCUAUCUAACAUCAGUCUUAAUGGUGCCAAUGGACCUAGAAAUCUCCCUUGGCAGUGUUCAGACGUAAGCGGGGCUGCUGUUCAAGUCAGCCCGUGGCCAUGUUCAGAACUGACCAGCACCCAUCAGACUGGUGCAUGCUCUAGUUCCUUUUGA
Messenger RNA from Ilex paraguariensis (yerba mate), 933 nucleotides. The record is from the annotation of a GenBank genome assembly. Lineage: Eukaryota; Viridiplantae; Streptophyta; Magnoliopsida; Aquifoliales; Aquifoliaceae.